GUACUACUUGUUUUGUUUUUUUUCGGCUGUCUGCCCUGCCGGACAGCUGAGUACCCAGUGUGCGGCUGAUGACACAGAGCGGUCGGCGCACGGCUCGCGCAGCUGGCACGGUACGUAUAAAGCAAAUCGCGCACCAUCUUUGUGUGCGACGCAUGUCUAUGUAGCGAAUCUCUCUCUCCACGCACUUCACAUGUUCUGGAUGACAGCCAGGGCGCCAGAUGCGCCCAGACCACGCGCCAAACGCGCGCCAACAUGAAAGUAAUGUACUCAUGGAAGUGCCAUUUCUUCUUGAUGUGUCUGGGAUCCCAUGCAUUUUUCCUCACGGUAACUUCAGGUCUGGGGCGCCCGCAGCAACUCACUCGUCAGGGACGGGGGCAGAUUUGCACGAAUGGGGAGGAAACAACUAAGAGUCCAGACACGCCCAGUAUUUGGGGUGAUGGCUGGGCCACUGGUUCGACAAACGCUCCCGAGAACAGCUCCCGAGCCCGAACACCAGUAGACAGCCAGGGGCCCAACCCAUGAGGGCGAGUUAAAUACUUGCCCUUGAAAAAAAAACACGUGGGAGCCACUUGGAACUCCUGGCGAGUGGACCGAGGGCCUCGGCCCCAAGGGAAAUGGUCGCAGACGUCCCGCAGAAGGAGCAAAACAAAAGCGGGCCUGAACCCUCAGAGGACACGGGGAAAGAAGAGGAGGAGGUGGAGGAGGAGGAAAAAGAAGAAGAGGAAGAGGAAGAGGAAGACGCAAGCCCAAUGAAUUCCGCCGGAGAAACGAGGGAGCCACGAGUAAAGAUGGAAAGCGCGGCAAUUCCUUUAGCCGCGUUGGGUGUCACCCUCAAGUUUACUAGGGGAUCCCCGGCGCCGGAAACGCUUGCCACUCCGAGCUCUGGAGCCUCUGGCCUACCGGAAACGAUAGCCACUGGACGCGAUGCGCUACUAGCUGCUGCAGUGGCCGAAGGGUCCUCCCGCGGCGGGGCAGACCCAGGCCCCAAAUUACUAGACGACCGAGGGUCACUGCCGCAGCGAAGGCUACCGCGAUGGCCUCUUCCCAAGCCGGUGAGAGGGAGGAGGGAGAGAAGGAGGAGGAGGAGGAGCCGGCAGAGGCAGCAGCCACAAGCUUCUGCAGCGGGGAGGGCGCGCAGACCGUGCGCUCAAGACGCUGCUUGGCCUCGUCAGUGCUAGCAAUGGCUGAACAAAAGGCGCAAGGGCGGCAGCGGGCAAGAACGAACGAACGAGUCACCACUGCGGACAGCUGUCCUGGCCUAUUCAAAACCGAAGCCGUGGCCUCCUGAAACCUGUACGUAUAGCCAGGCCCCAACCACACCGACGACUUCGAGAGCUGCAUCAGACUUUACCCAACCGCUUCGCCAACACCGUCUUCCGCAUCCGCAGAGCGGCACGCAAGCUCCACAAGGCAGAUGCUCACCGACACAAUGGCGCUAGUGAGCUCUAGCUUGCUGAAGUCGUCGGGGACGGUUGUCAGCAGUCGGUCUCCAUCCGCAACCUUGCGCAGGGCAACAGAGGUGAGCUCCUGGGCCAUGAUGCGCAGGAGCAGGUGCAGCUUCCUCCGGAGGAUCACCAGCCUCUGAGAUGCCCAGGAAACUGCGCGCCCUCUUGGACGUAGCUCCAUGGGAAGAUCGCGAAGAUUUCGGAACUCCCAGGAACGAUCUGGAAUCAUCCCCCAUUUCCUUCGACACGCUUCCGACAGACUUGUCCCCGCCAGUCAGUCGACCUCCUCCUCCUCCUCCCCUGAAGACGCCAGGAAGGACAAGGCCUGCUCACGCCAUGUAGUGCCCACUGCCGCUGGCAGCGCUGUAGUCACCUGGAGUCGUUUGCAAUGCUUUCUCUGGAGCACCAACCACACCAGUGGACGCUUGCUCUGUGGGGUUCUCGCCGCGGGCCCUGCGCGCAGCGCCCAGCGGUCGUCCGUCGCGCUAAACCUCCACCCUGGCCGCCUGGACUGUGGCUCGUAGGGCGGCCGCGCUCGCCAGACAGCCCGCCUUCGCCAUAGCCUCGACCAGCACGGUGACCCCGUACUUCUUAUGAUGUUUCUUCAACCCCGCGGCAACGAGGAGCCGAAGCUGCGCUUGAACUGCACCUCCUGACUGGUCGUCGCCAGCGGUGGGGGGCUCAGGGGCGGCCGAAGCUUCACGAAGAGCUCGGCCCACGCAGAGGAAGAAACAGUCUCCUCCACCCCCGGAUUCCACGCCCUUGACAAAUGUCCGCCCAUGUAGUUUUCACCGCGCGGCGGGCGCGCUGCUGGGGGGCGUCGUCCGCUGACGUUCCCAGCUGGCGGCCCCCCACUGGCGCUGCGUGAGGACCCCCGCCAGGCGCCUCUCCAGCUGCGGCUGUGCCAGGCUGGGUCGGUGCCAUGUCCUCGUCGGCCCGCUGCGCGGGUGGGAAGCCCGCGCGCGGCUGCGCGGCCCCCCAGGAAGAGGCAGGCUGAGAAGCAGGAUCAUGCUUUUGGUCGCCCGCGCUGUUGUUGUCACCGAGAUGCCGCUGGCGAAAGCGUAGACCCUGUCAGCGCCCGCGCGGCCUGCCGCCAAGUCAGCUCCGAAGAAUCAACGCUGGCGCCCAGCACUGCGCGCCUUGCUGGUGUUGGUGAAACCACGCUGCUUGGCCCACUCCUCAAGAUCCUUGGGCCCAUCCAAGAAUCUGGCGUAUUCACUGCGCACCACCUGGGGAGGAUGUCAGUCGCCAGGGCCUGAUCCGAAAAAACUCCAAAAAGGCGCAUCUUCUGAUGGGCGGUAACAAAGGCGCCCUGUCACUGUCUGAGCACUCGUCGUAACACGGGUAAUGUAUGCUUCGGCAGGUUCGUCGUCUCGCUGCUUGGACCACCGCGGUGCUAACAUGGAGCCCUGGAGGUUCAAAAAUACCCCCCGCGGGAGCUCGAACUGCAUGAAUCGUUCCAGGGAGAAUUUCUUCAGAAUGAGCAAGCAGGUGGGCUCGCUCCCAUAGUUGAGUGCACCCUUGACGUUCAGCACGUGCUUCUGGCGGUCCGCGUUAAAGAUGAGCGCCGCCAGCGUCACUGGACGCUGGGCAGCGCGUGCGGAGAGAUCAUCUGCAGCAUAGCCCCGCGCCAGUGUGAGUCUCACCUGCACAGUCUCCAGGGACACCGUCGUCUCGAUGGGUUUGUCAUCCGUCACCCCAGCAGGAAGACCCACCCGCUGCGGCGGAGAUGCGCCCAGCUCCAGGAAGAGGCACCGCUGGGUCGCCGCGCCCUUGUCCUGGGGGGGGCCUUCACCAGCAAGUAUCCGAAGGCUGAGCCCUCCAGGACGCGCUGCACAUUGAAGAUGAGGAUGGUGGCCGAGCGCUCGGCGCCGCCCAGGGCGUCCAGCCACCUGCGCGUAGCAUCAUACUCCUUCUCAUUCUGGCACACAAUGAGUGGAGGACGCUCGUAGUUACAGUCUUGCAGCCUCUUCGCGGACCAGAUUGGGCAGCCUGCACCCCAUUGGCUCUUGACUACCUUGAUGUCCUUCUGCUGCUGCUGCGGUUGCUUCUGCUGUUGCUGCUGUUGCUUCACGGCGGGUCUGCCGAGGAGCUGCUGUAGCUUCUCGCGCAACUGCUCGUUCGUGGGCUGCUAGCCCGUCUCAUCGACCUUCUUGAUCAACUCUCUGGCGUCUUCCAACAGCUUGGGACCCCGCUGAUGCUUGCACUGCUGACGCCUGGUCUGGAAGCCACCUCCCACUCUCCCCACGAGAGACCGAAGUGACUCUUGCAUCUUCUGGAUUUCGCUGACAAGAUCACGUCGGCGCCCCUUCACCUCCCAUCCGUGCUAGCCCCCUUUUUUGAUCACCUCCUCUCCCAGUGGAUCCUCGACGGGGUCCUCAAAGAAGGCAGGUGAGGUCACAGUAGACGCUGAACUCUGCAAAAUUGUUGACUCCCCGAUGCCACCGACGGUGAAGUCUGGCUGUGAGCUCUCCCUGCAGCACGCCGCCCAGAGAACUCUGCACAACAUUCUGGAUCUAUACCACCGUACAACGUUCACCCAGAUCUGCAUCGAGCAAGGGGCUCGACCCACGCAUCCCACGAGGAGGGUCUGGGUAUUGUGCGUCGCGAUCACUAUGUCCAUGCCGAACAUCGGGUGUUGCAGCACGUCGUGGCAAAAGCUUCGGGAAGGCCCCACACAACCCUGCAGCUGCCACAUCUCCGCCGUGCGAGAUCUGUGGAGGCUCUGACCCCCCACGGAGUGCUCGAAUGAGAUUUUUGUUUGCAGCGUCGUGUUGGCGCUGUGGCCGAUCUGUGCAGGGCGUGGUGCACGUCUCCCCCCCAUCCACCUCGACUUUCGGGACCUCCCGACGCACGGGCAGCGUCCGAACGCCUGUCAGUGGCGGCCAGGGCUGGCAAGGUCGGCCCCGCUCGCGCCGGUCUUGCCUCGCUCCCCUCCUUUUCAACGGCAGCGGUGAGGGGGGAUCGGAUCAUGAAGGGGCCCUGGGGCACACAAAGAAGUACACACAAAUAGCCGGAUCCCCCAUAUUUCCGCAGAUGUUCUGCGGUUUAGUCUU
Prorocentrum cordatum is the source of this 4501-nucleotide messenger RNA. The record is from the annotation of a GenBank genome assembly. NCBI's taxonomy places the organism in Eukaryota, Dinophyceae, Prorocentrales, Prorocentraceae.